This is a messenger RNA of Alternaria conjuncta, 1266 nucleotides long. RefSeq lists its product as uncharacterized. The record is from RefSeq and is a predicted model, not a curated record. Bases 1 to 1266 code for a protein of 421 amino acids. The transcript is spliced from 2 exons. NCBI's taxonomy places the organism in Eukaryota, Fungi, Ascomycota, Dothideomycetes, Pleosporales, Pleosporaceae.
AUGGCUGGCCCGACGCCGUCGACCCCAUUCCGCUUUCGCGACCUCCCCGGAGAGAUACGCAACAAGAUCUAUCGUAUCGCAUUAUGCAGCUUCAGCCCACCACCAACUACCGUCACGAUACAGCCCUCGUCCUUUCUCACCGCGACACUCGCAGAACAUCAGGUCGAGACCGCGAUACUGCUAGUGUCCAAAGAAACAUACCGUGAGGCCUAUAGUGUCAUGGUCAAAACCAAUCGCUUCGUAAAGGUCACAUCGUCGCGAGGGCUUCCCAUGCGCCUUGCUAUGGCAGGCCAAGCGGUCCGGAUGAUCGCCAUCGACAGAGACAUUGUUGAUAGAUUCAAGGGAUACGUGCUUGGUGUGCACAUUGGUUUCAAACAACCACGAUUCGCUCGUUCCCCACAUGACUCCGAGAGUCUACGUGAACCUGUCACCGCGAUGAUCCUUUACAGCGAUCUGGACCGGUUUUGCAAGGCAUUAAACGAUGGGGACUUACAUGAUCCGGGGUUCAGCGAAAAGAUCAAGAUCUCAAUCACCAUGGCGCCUGUCUUAGACGUUGCGUCAAGUAGCACACUAUCACCCGACCUCAACGAUUUCUUCACCAAGAAGACGCAGGAAACGCUUUUCAUGCCGUUCAUGGCCAAUUUGUUUGGAUACGGGGCCGUCGAAAUUAGUGGCCAUGUCGACAAUGCUCUGGCAGCUACCGUUCGUCAAAGUCUUGGGCAAGACAGAUGUUUCAAUCCGGCGGCUGUUCUCGCCGAGUUUGCGGCCGCGAAAGAUCGCGGGUCACAACAGUUUAAAGACCGCCAAUUUGAGGAGGCCGUCAUUGGUUGGCAGGACGCCGUUUACGAUCUAGAGCAGUUACGUGAUUCCAGUUCCUGGCCAAAUCUAAUUCGCAAGGGAGGUGAUGCAUUCGUUGAGGAAAUCGCUCCGCUAUAUUUCUUGAUGCAGCUCAACAUCGCCCACAUUCAGAUCGCGAAUAUGCAGAAGAACGCGUUUGGCGCCGAGCUAUUGGCCGAUGGCGCGCUGAACUCUGCAACUCGGUCGUUGAAGCCAGGCUUCUGGAAACCUGGUUACAAGUACAGACCUUCGCUUCAGCAGUUCGCCAAGCUGCGCUAUCGGUACGCAAUGUUCAUGAGGCUGGAAGGAAACCCACAGAAUGCGAAUCGCGCUUUGAGCUUCAUCGACAAAGCUCUCGUGUCUCAGCCGGGUGACGGUGUACUUCUGAGAGAGCGUGAGAACAUUCUGGGGUGGAUACAACGGCUCUGA